Puccinia triticina is the source of this 426-nucleotide messenger RNA. RefSeq lists its product as uncharacterized. The transcript has a single exon. The coding region runs from base 1 to 426 and encodes 141 amino acids. The record is from RefSeq and is a predicted model, not a curated record. NCBI's taxonomy places the organism in Eukaryota, Fungi, Basidiomycota, Pucciniomycetes, Pucciniales, Pucciniaceae.
AUGGCGCUGACUGCCUUGGCAUGUCCAAAUGCAGCGGCGAUCAGGAUGAUAGCCGGCGACCCGUCUUUGUCCCUGGAAUUGAGCUCGAUCCAAUGUCUUGGCUGUCCCUGCCUUCCAAACACCCCUCCUCAACCCUCACCUCCCACCUCCACCGCAGCGUCUCUUCAUCCUGCCCCACCUCAACCUACGCCGGCUCAGACAUUGCUCACUCGCCCCAAGCGACCGCAACUCCGCCUCCAGGUCUCCGAGCUCAAGCUGGUUGAGCAACUGCACUCCUCCUUUCCCUCAUCCCUGUUGACUCCAACCAAGGGAACAACGAAGCCGAAGAAGGACAAAGGAUUGGCUCAGGAAAUCACUGCCAUUGACCGGGCCUUCGGGAGCGAAGAUGAGGAGGCAUGGGAGCUACGAGCCCCCAGUGGCCCCUGA